Molecule: messenger RNA, 2770 nt
Organism: Pimephales promelas (fathead minnow)
Lineage: Eukaryota; Metazoa; Chordata; Actinopteri; Cypriniformes; Leuciscidae
Source: RefSeq, a predicted model, not a curated record
UAGGCGCUUACUGGUACGGCCGCCAUAUUGUGUGACACUAUUUUGAUUCUUAUCUGUUGGAAGUGCGAAAGGAAGAGAGAAAAUAAGGGGGAGCAGAGGGGGAAAAGCAGAAGAGCUGUCAAAAGAAUCUCGAGUCUGUGAAACAGCGGGCAGCGGAGGCGGUGGUGUUUUUUCUCCCCUCAUCGCUGUCUUUAGCGGAGUUGGGCCUGGGUUCAUCAGCCCGGCCCAGUGCAGUUCCGCGGCGGCGUCUCGGCCCGGGGAGCGGCGGCUGACACGAAGAUGCUAAGAUAGUGGGUGAGCGACGCGUGCGUGCUGAGGUCAAGUCCGUUCUGUCGUGGCAGUAGACGAAUGGCACAGGGAAACCAGCAGAUUGACAACCAGGUUCUGCACCACCUGCGGCAAAAGUUUCCAGAAGUUCCAGAGGGCGUGGUGUCUGAGUGUGUCCUACAGAAUAAAAACGAUUUGGCUGCAUGUUGCGAAUACCUGGCCAAGGUGAGUCCUGGGUUUUUGUAUAGUGAAGGCAGCCAGAGUUUGACAGAUCUUCGUAAUCACAUGACCCAACUCAACCUCGGCGUCUCUCAGAAUACCCAUGGUGCAGUGCAGCGAGAUGUAGUAAGGAUGAAUGGAAGUAGGACUCUCACCCCCAGUGUGAGCGAUGGGCCUUUAAACGUGUUGUCUCCCCUCUCCGAGUUCUACCAGCCUGAAACGCCGUCUGUGCCUUCACACACGCCCACAAGCCUCAGUGCAUUCACUGCCAUGGAGUCCACUCGUAAGCCGCAGCCUCCUCAGCACCUUGGCCUAUACCAGGUUGGGGGCAAAGGUCACGGACCACCGCCAACCCCGCGCUUCAACCCGAUCACAGUGACGCUCGCACCCAACACCGGCCGAAAUACACCUACCUCCCUGCACAUACAUGGAGGGCCUCAGUCGGGUCUGAACAGUCCGAACUCCAUCUACAUUCGCCCGUACGUGACCCAGCCGGGCUCGACGCGACAGGUACAAGGACGAGCGCAGUACAGUCCCACCUCCCAGCCUACCCAGCAGAUCUAUCAAAUCACUCAUCCUGCAGCUUCCCAGAGUUCGUGGAGCGGCAGCCAGCAUCAAACCUCACACGUGUACAUGCCUAUCAGUUCGCCCACCAACACCCAAGCCCCCUCCAUCCCCUCGGCCGUGGCGUCACAGGCCUCCUCUUCGUCACCCUCGCCUUCCUCUUGCUCAUCUGCUGCCUCCUUCAGCCAGUACAACAUCCAGAACAUCUCAACUGGGCCUCGGAAGAAUCAGAUUGAGAUAAAGUUGGAGUCUCCACAGAGGGGGGCUGGUGGUUCGAGCACGCUCCUGCGCUCGGGCUCCUCCCCGCGAGCCGCCUGCAGCUCCACAUCUUCGUCCUGUCCCUCGUCGUCUUCUCUGGCUGCCAGCACGGGUCCCUCCGCCCCCAUCUCAAUUGGAGGAGCUGGGCUCAGUCGCAGCCAGCCCACGGUGUACAUCUCUGCGUCCCCACCCACUGCUGCUACCACCCCAUCGGACGACUGCGCCAUUGUUCCCAACACCCCCCGCUCGCAGCCCAAGUUCUACAUUUCUGCAAACACGUCAGCCGACGACGGAGGGGGAAGGAACCCGCCCACAGUCUAUAUCUCGGCCAAUCCGACGCUGCAGGGUUCUGCUGGCCUGCGGGCUUUAGGGAGCCAGGUGAGCAUGGGACCUGCAUAUAUACACCACCACCCACCCAAAUCUCGUCCCUCGGUGGCAGCUGGAGGCACUGCCACGUCUCCUCGUGUGGUGGUAACACAGCCCAACACCAAGUACACCUUUAAAAUCACUGUCUCCCCCAAUAAACCACCAGCUGUGUCUCCUGGAGUGGUAUCGCCAACGUUUGAGCCAACCAACCUGCUCAGUCUACCUGGCGAUCACCAUUACGCGGAGCCGGAUCCCCUGUACCAGUCUGACCCACUUUCGCCUCACCGGGACAAAAGCUCAGAGCCUCGCAGACUCAGCAUGGGUGCAGACGACGCUGCAUACACACAAGCUUUGCUAGUGCAUCAGAGGGCACGCAUGGAGAGAUUGUGGCAUGAAUUAGAGCUGAAGAAGAGAAAGCUGGAGAAGCUGAAAGAGGAAGUCAACGAGAUGGAAAAUGACCUCACAAGGAGACGACUGCAGCGCUCCAACUCAGUCAGUCAGAUACCAUCUAUUGAGGAGAUGCAACAGCUGAGGUGUAAGAAUAGGCUUCUACAAAUCGAUAUUGAUUGUUUAACCAAAGAGAUUGACCUCCUUCAGACACGAGGUGAGAACCAUGAGCUGCUGUGCUGUUGGCAAUCAACAACAAACUCUUGUUUGUGUUUACUCUUGUGUAUGUCAUUCGUCCAUCAUCUUUGCUUUAUUUUGUCACUUCUGUAGGCUGUGAUGAAGGGGUGUUUUAGUACUAGAGAUCGCCUGAUAAUAGAUCUUACCAAUUGUUUGCAAGCAUUUUUCCAUAAACGUGUUUCUGUUUGGUAAUAUCAAAGUCAUCAAUAAUUGGCUCCAUCUUGUGGAUGUUUUGAGAAUUACACACAGGACCACCAUUAAAGAGGUCAUCGGAUGCCCAUUUUACACAAGUUGGUAUGGUUCUUUAGGGUCUUCAUGUAAAGUUUGUAACAUACUCUGGUUUAAAUUCCUAAGUCAGGACACCCCUAUGUUAAAUUCUCAUAGAUGCCAAUCUCUAGGUAUGGGGAAGGGUGUGUCUUUAUCUUAACUUUACAUUAUUCAUUCACAAAGAAAAAUUAGUCCUUAAAGGUUG